Messenger RNA from Eufriesea mexicana, 1434 nucleotides. RefSeq names its product transmembrane protein 185A. Bases 230 to 1249 code for a protein of 339 amino acids. The record is from RefSeq and is a predicted model, not a curated record. The transcript has 6 exons. Lineage: Eukaryota; Metazoa; Arthropoda; Insecta; Hymenoptera; Apidae.
UGUCGCCAGCUGUUGGCCUUUAGCUAAUUUCAGUGUAAUUCGAAUUUUCCCAUGUAAGACGGUGGGAUUUAUUUUUUUCAUCGAACACAAAUGCAGAACCCACCGUUCGUGUUCUUCCGCGGUAAAUUUUGCGGUAAAUGAAACAAUUUUUAGUGAAAUAUAUGUGUGCGCGGUGGUCAUCACGAGGAUUUACAUCUAGUAGUUGGCCUAGAAAACCAUUCUGAUAAUCAUGAAUCUGCAAACACUGUUUCAGGAUUUCAAUCCAAGCAAAUUUUUGGUACACUCCUGUUUGAUGAUAUUUACAACCUUGUUUGCACUUCGUUUGGAUGGUUUUAUAGAAUGGAGUUAUUGGUCUGUAUUUACUCCAAUAUGGUUUUGGAAAAGCAUGGUAAUUUUAGGUGCAACUGUUGGAAGUUAUGUUUGGUGGAGACAUCCACAUGCAAGGUUGGAAGGAGAUGCUUAUAUACAUUAUAAAGCAAUGUUAAUUACAUUGGCAUUACAUUUGAUCUUGUUAAUGUUUGAAUUGUUAGUAUGUGAUAAAUUAGAAUCUGAAAGACACCUUUGGAUGCUUGUGUUUAUACCACUUAUCUUCAUCUCUGUAGUAUCAGUAGUUGUGUGUAUAUGGGCUGCAAAACAUGAUCGAUCAUUUGAACUUGAAUUAUUUUGUGCAGUAAAUGUACUGCAGUUUAUUUUCUUGGCAUUAAGAUUGGAUGGUUUUAUAACAUGGAGCUGGGAAGUAGUGUUUGCUCCCCUUUGGGCACUUUUAUCCUUAUCUCUAGUGGCAGUUCUAUAUGCAAUAGUAUUUGCUGCUGUUUUAUUAAGAACUCCACAAAUUAAUGCCAGGCAAAGGCGGACAUCUUUAAACUCAGCAUUGGCAUAUACUUUUCUUGUGGUUCCAAUCUUAGUGUUCCAAGUACUAUUAGCAAAUAAAUUGGAUGGAGAUAUUUCAUUAAAUUAUACUACAAUAGCAAUGCCGCUUUUAAUAUCUCAUAUAACCCUUAUUUUUAUGUCAUUUGAUGCAAAAAGAGGAAAUAGAUGGUGGUUUGGUAUUAGAAAAGACUUUUGUCAUUUUCUAUUAGGAUUAUGCCCGUUACUUCAAGAAUAUGGUAAUAUUUCUUAUCAACCCAGAAAUGAACAGGACCAACCACCAUCAGAACCAAUGGUCUCUGAAAAAAAUGAAAAACAUGUAAAAAAAAUCGACCUAACAAAACCUGUUGUACCUAUAAUUUCUAUUGAUAUGCCAGAUUGAUUGUGUUGUUUAGGAUCUAUUUGAGAAUGAAAUAUUUUUAUUGAUAUGACUGGUUUGUACCAGAUGCCAUAUCUUAAUGAAUAACGAAGAGGUGCGUAAAUAAUAGCGAAAUCUAUUAUAAACAAAAAAAAUUAUUUUCAGUACGAUAUGUCGUAAUGAAAAUCUUGUUAUUGUUAAACAUAUUG